AUGAACGUGAUAACGGAAAAUGAUAAUAAUAAUUGGGGACAAGUCGUCAUAGAGAAAAUAAACGAUACCGUUGAAGAAAAUUUAACGGAAUUCAUGGAAGAAACAACGACGCAAGUGACGAAACCUUACAGAGAUCCACUUUACGUCGUAGUACCGAUAACCGUCAUAUACGCCGCCAUUUUUCUCACGGGUAUCGUCGGUAACAUAAGCACGUGCGUCGUCAUAGCACGAAACAAACACAUGCACACGGCGACGAAUUAUUACCUUUUCAGUUUGGCAAUAUCGGAUUUACUACUGCUCGUGUCGGGACUUCCGCCGGAAGUUUUUUUCAUGUGGCGAAAGCAUUCCUACGUUUUCGGCGAGACGUUUUGCGUUUUGCAAAGUUUCGCGGCGGAAACGUCCGCGAACGCGACGGUAUUGACGAUAACAGCAUUCACGAUCGAACGCUACGUCGCCAUUUGUCAUCCCUUUCAGUCGCACACACUUUCGAAACUUUCGAGAGCCGUGAAAUUCGUGAUCGCGAUUUGGGUGUCCGCUCUCGGUUUGGCCAUACCACAAGCCAUACAAUAUGGCGUCGUCACGGUCAUCGGGAAUUCAGGUUCGAUUGAAUCUUAUUGCACUUUGAAAAAAGUUCUCAUUCCAAAUGCUUUCCUCAUAUCGAUAUGUGUUUUCUUCGUCGUUCCCAUGACAGUGAUAACCGUUUUGUACGUUUUGAUCGGUUUGAAAUUAAGAAGAUCGAGAUUGAUAACGGUCAAACGACGUCCUUCGACGCCAAGGAGCGAACUGUCGAAACCUAGAACGUCGACACCACAAAGUCACGUGAUUAGAAUGUUGGUUGCUGUUGUUGUUGGAUUUUUUAUCUGUUGGGCUCCGUUUCACGCUCAAAGACUUGUUGCCAUGUACGGACAUUUAGAUGAAAAUCCAAGCAAGACUGUUUACGUUGUUUAUAUUUUUCUUACGUAUAUCUCUGGAGUUUUAUAUUAUUUAUCGACCACGAUAAAUCCGCUUCUCUAUCACAUAAUGUCGCAUAAAUUCCGUGAUGCAUUUAAGUUAUUAACCGGUUGA
Messenger RNA from Pediculus humanus corporis (human body louse), 1065 nucleotides. RefSeq names its product class B secretin-like G-protein coupled receptor GPRghp1, putative. The transcript is spliced from 3 exons. Bases 1 to 1065 code for a protein of 354 amino acids. The record is from RefSeq and is a predicted model, not a curated record. Gene Ontology annotation, molecular function: neuromedin U receptor activity. Gene Ontology annotation, biological process: neuropeptide signaling pathway. NCBI's taxonomy places the organism in Eukaryota, Metazoa, Arthropoda, Insecta, Psocodea, Pediculidae. Gene Ontology annotation, cellular component: plasma membrane.